Messenger RNA from Sitodiplosis mosellana (orange wheat blossom midge), 3263 nucleotides. It is a transcript of the gene in, whose product is annotated as protein inturned. Gene Ontology annotation, molecular function: protein binding. Lineage: Eukaryota; Metazoa; Arthropoda; Insecta; Diptera; Cecidomyiidae. The record is from RefSeq and is a predicted model, not a curated record. Gene Ontology annotation, biological process: establishment of planar polarity; vesicle-mediated transport; cilium assembly. The transcript has 8 exons. Bases 204 to 3023 code for a protein of 939 amino acids. Gene Ontology annotation, cellular component: cilium; cytoplasm.
GAGUUGAAACUAAGACAGGUGAGUAUGUUAACAUAUCAUGCAAGCAGUUAGGUGAAUUCAUACCUGUGUUAUUAUGUUCGACGCUGUUAAUUGACGUUUUGAACAGGUUUUGCUUUAAUAACUGCAAUAAUCAUGGAAUGCAACCGUAAACAAAAAUAAAUUCUCAAUUCUCGUGAGGAAAAAAACCCAUUUUAUGUGUAAAAAUGGCUUAUUCGGAAACGAGAUCGCUUUUGCGGUCGGACGUUCCAGCGAUAAGUAAAAAAGUGAUCGAUAUUGAAUCAAGUUCAUCGGAAGAUUGGAGUUCUAGUUAUUCGGAUUCGUCCGGUUCACAACAUUCUAGUGAUGAUAGUUACACAGUGGAAUGGGAAUCGCAUGUAAAUCGCGAUGGAUCGUUAUUUUAUCUAGAAUAUAAUAUUCAACCGGUGCAGGCAACAAAUAAUGUGCCUGGAAAUAUGGAAAAGGGUCAAAGUUUGUUGGCAUGGAGAACGGAUUUCAAGCGAACUUCAACACGUCGAAGCAAGAAAACGGGCAUCCGUUUGGGGAAUUUGAUCAAUGGAAAUCAUAAAACAUCACAUAAAGAGGCUGUGAAAAAGAAGUCCACAGCAACAUCAAGGAAAACCAGUCGUAACGGUGUGCUGCCCGGUGAUCGGGACACAACGAACAAGGUGAAAUUCAAUGAGAUGGCCGAGGGUGAAGUCAAAGAAAUCACCGUAUUCAUUGAUCCAUCAAUGCGGCUCAAAUAUGGACGGCGAACAUCUGUUGCCGAAGCAUUGCUUGGCGUUUCAGUGUGUCCAUUUCCAGAUAGUUCGCGCAUCAUGAUCGCCGGUUACAUGCCAAAUUCGGAAGUUAGUCAGGACAAAGCCAUCAAGAUUGGUGAUUGGCUGAAGGCGAUCAACAAUCAAGACAUUAAUGUGGAGAAUUUCGAGUUGAUCUUGUUGAGUUUUACGCAACCAACUUACAUCAAAUUGCAACUACAGCGAAUUGCUGUUGAAGAACCGCCACAACAUCAUCCAAAUAUUGCAAAGGUAACAAAUACCAGUGAAUAUGUGGAUACGUUGAGAAGCUUUUUUCCUGCCAUUCGACACGACGAACGUGAUCACACACCAAUUUUCAGUCUGCUGCUUCUGUCACUGAAAGAAAGCAGCGAAAAUAUUCUGGACGGUGAAGAUGUUCUUUUCAGUUAUCCUCCGAAAGAAUCCAAUCACCUCUAUAGCAUUCGUGGUACAUUUUUAACGAUGAACUCCCUGUUCAGAGAAUGUACAUUCAAUUCCCGGCCGAAAAUCAGUAGUGUCACCAUUCAAUCAGUUGAAUACUUUGUUUCAUACUACAGUUGCAAUGAGGAAUUGCUGCUCAUCGCGAUUCCAGCGAAACGGACCACUCUUCAGGAUGCUAAAUUCAAACUGAAUACAAUUGUUCGAAGUUUAGAAUUUUCGGGCAACAAUUUAUCGCAAGCAUUCUUCACAAAUGACUCGACCAACUCAGAACUCGGCGAUGAUGCGCAGGAAAACGAAAACCUGAAGAAUUUUGGAAUCGACGAUAUUUGUGCGAUAACAAAAUUGCUAUUUUCAAUGUCACAUCCAUGGAAUAUUCGAUUCGAGGAUAUUUUACUCGAACCGCAUUAUGUGGCACUUCCGAAGGAGGGCCAACUGCGUAUCGAUGAUGCGCUCAGUGAAAUGGAAGCCAUGGACUAUCGCGAAUGGAAUGACGAGCCAUUGAAAUCGCAUCGUGAAUUUUAUAUAUUGGGCAGUGCAUUGUAUUUUCGUAAAUAUUUACUCGCUACACAUUUGCCAAAGUCGGAUUUACUUGAUAUUGAGGCGUUUUUACGGACGAACGGCAUUUAUUUACUGAUUGAAAAUAAACCGGUGCGAGAGUUGAUUGUAUGGCGAGAGAUUCAUCCAAAAAGUGUAACUCUUUCGAACUUCGAUAAUGAAAUGAAUGGAAGGCCGAAUCGACCGUCGCGAUGGUUUCUUACCGUCGUUGCACGUAAUCAACUGUUCAUGGCCGUUAUUUUGGAAUCAAGACAUCGAAUCGAUCCGGACGCACCAUCAUCUUCAGCCAAUUCAUCUGGUCACAUUGGACCGUCACGGUUCUACAUUGAAGAAAUACAAGACACACUCGAUCAUUUGCAGUCAGGAGGCAUUGAAAAUUUGGCCAGCACUUGGCUGAGUGCCAACAAACGACCGGAGACUUUGUUGUUCAAAGAAGAAUCAUCCAUGGCAAAUACAGUAGCAAAUUCGUCUGGCAAUCAGGGAAAUGCGAAUCAAAUGAAUGUUAGUGCAGCGACAUCGUCAUCGACAAGUACAGUUGAAGCACUUGCAAUGAGCCUCAAGACCACUGAAGUGAUAUCAAUUCUCAAACGACGAAAUAAUUCAUCGGAAAAUGUAAGCGACCAUCUCAAGUAUACGACUUCAGCGGUUGUUGCCACUGGUGGAGGUCAUUCACCUUCGAUACACAGUCAAACGUAUAGCGAUAGUUCAUUACAAAAAUACGACGAUGACGACGAGGAUGAAAGCGAUUCAGAUUGGGAUGGUUUCCCGGAGAGUCAACGAAGUAGCAGCGGUUUUGAUAUGUCCGAUAUGGCAAGCACAUUUUUUCGUGAAAUUUCUGAUGUUUUACUGAGCAAAGUAACGGCGGGGAGAGACAAUGUUUUAUAUCAUUAUGUGCAACUUGAAAUGGGCGAUGGGAUGCUUUUGGCUCCACCAUCAUUGAAUUCCGUUAAUGUGAUUUCAUUCGCAUUUCAAAAGUCAUGUCAACUCAUUCACAACAUUCUCCAAAAUACAAUAAGAUUCAGACAUUUGUUGUCACAGGAGACCUCAACGCAUAGUAUGAAUCGAUCUUUGGUUGCAAUAAAAGAGCAUGGUGUUCUCAUUUCUGAUGAACUGAAUUCGGGCUAUCAACCAUUUUGGGUUAUUGGGCGCCUUUUUACAAAUCCAUCGAAAGAAGUAUACAUUUGCCAUCGAGCUGAUGUGCCACAAAAUUUGAUCGAGGUUGCAUUCCGAUUGACUUUACAUUCAGCAGGCUGACAAUUUUAUUUUAAGAGUCAUAAAUUGGUCGAACAUUUUAAUUACUUAACAAAAAUGCACUUUUUUCGAAGUGUAUGAAUAUUUUUUUUAAUGAUAAAAACGAAAUAAUUUUAGAAAACACUUUUUUGUAAAUGUUUUUUUUUUAUGUAUUUUCAAUUAAUUAAGGCGACUUUUAACAGCAUUUUAUAAUGUUUAAUAUCACGAAGCUAAUCGAAUAACACAAAAUGAUGUUGGAACGAA